UCAAAAUGCCACCUGGGGAUUCAAAGGAACGGAAGAGCUCAAGGAUGGGCCGUGCACGCUUCAGUGCUUUAAGUCAGCACGUGAGGAAAAGUGUCUUUCUUUGGGGAGCGCAAUGCCACUUUAGCACAGACUUCGGUGCAGUCACUAUCACUUCCAAAUCCAUAGCAAAAAGCAGCGAGUGGUCCCACACAUACGAUUCCUUUUGGAGUGCCUGCACAUCCAGCUGAAAAUACAGGUGGCUGACAAAAAAACAAACAAACCAAAAAAAAAGUGUCAAAACAGGAACAGGAGAAAAGAGUUGAUUGCCAGAUGGACAGACAAUAGCAGAAACCCCAACCGAGAUAAUUGAAACAGAAGGGUGUCUGCAAAAAAUCAGUUAAAGGAAAACCAUCUAGACACUUGUGGAGAUUAAGCAUGGAGCACAGCUAUUUGCUUAAAACAUUUUGGGCAAAUGACAACAGAUUUCUCCAUCAUCAUGUCGCAGAUCUGUUAACAAGUGUACACGUUACACAGGAUCUCCCCAAGGGGGUUACGUUUGGACCCUGCAUUCUCCAAAACACUUUUUAUGACACCAUAGCAUUCAUUGCUCUGAAGUGUUCCGACAAAAUAAGCAAGUCCUAUGUUUUCAGGGUGGACGCUGAAGCAAUAAAAAGUUCUCCAAAUGUUCUGUCUUGGCUAAGACUGGUGCAAGCUGCAACCAACAACAAAGAACAAAAUCUAGAAGCGUUCUUGAAAAGCGGCCAGUUAUAUUUUCGGUCUAUACGGAGUAUAAGCAAAGAUGAAGAACUGCUGGUGUGGUAUGAUGAGGAACUUUCUCAUCUCUUGGGAUUCAAUGACAUAAAAGGCCAGACACCUGCAGAAGGUUUUAGGUGCAUGAUAUGUGACCAGCCAUUCAAGAAUGAAUAUCCAUAUUUGGCACACACUCGCUUCCUCUGUGUUCAAGGAAAUCAUUUUUUUCACAGCAGGGAAUUACAGGUCCGUAAAGCAAUGGAAAUAAAGCGCAAAAAACAAGACAUCACCGAUUUCCAUAAUAUUGCCCGGGAUCUGGAACAGAACAAAUCCAAUACAAAUGAGGACACUUCCAAUUUCAAUGAUAAGAAAAGGAAACCUGAUGAUCUGGACAGAACAAAACCAUACAAAAAGAGUGUUUUACUGGAGAAAAGAAACAUUUCUAAUCACCAUAACAUUGCUUUCAUGAACAGGGGCAGUCAAGAUGUCCCAGAAUUGUCAGCUUCAGUUUUGAAACUCAGUGCUGACAAAUGUCUGUUUAAGAAAGGUGUUUCAGAAGACAAGCAGAGUGCUUUUACUGAGGUUAGGAGGGUAAAGGAAAAAAUGAAACAUGAAAAGACACACGAGCCAGUUGAGGAGAGAGGUCCUAAUCAAAGUGGACAGGGUCAUUUACUAACAGGCUCGGUUUUACAUUCAAGUGGAAGUGCCUUUUCCUUUGUUUUGCCUAAGGGUGCCAGAGAAGAAAGUGCUUUCUGCAAACCAAAUAAUAGACUGGUAAAUGACUCUUCCAUGCACCCACCCCACACCUUAAACAGUUCCACAUGCCUUGGGGAAUUGUCCGAUUCCAUUACUCGGGAUAAUAUUUUGGGUUAUGGCAGUCUCUUGGGAACCAAAGUAUUAACAAGGGAUUUGGCGAACUCACAGUCGUUGCAGUCAACAAGAAACCACUCCUUUACGUGUCCUUCAGAACGCUGGACCCAGCAGCUGCAAACCACUUCUUCCUUUACACUGCUUCCAUCUUCCUUUACUACUUUUGGGGUUGCAGCACAGAACUGGUGUGCUAAAUGCAAUCUGUCUUUUCGGAUGACGUCUGAUUUGGUUUUUCACAUGAGGUCCCAUCACAAAAAGGAAUUUGUGGCUGAAGCACAGAUCAAGAGGAGGAGAGAAGGAAAACUCACAUGUCCGAUCUGUCAGGAGCUUUUCAGGGAACGUCACCACUUGUCAAGACACAUGACGUCUCACAAUUAAUUUAACAUGACUGGAUUUCUGAAAGCAAACCUAACUGAUAACAUAUUUCAGAAACACUGUUGCGAACUUGCUUAAAAUUAAUAAUUAAUCUUUAAUACAUUUUGGAUGUGGUUACACCAGUAGGAUUUAUGGACACAGGAAACACACAACUGCUCAUUACUGCAUUCUAACUGGUCGUAAAAUAACUGCUUCAGGAAUUUCAGUGGCUUGGAACACAGUAGGACACAUUAUAAAGGCACUGAAAAGCAAACAAAGUAUAGAUUUCUUAAAUGGUUUAAUCUACCCAUGUUCAAUGAUCCUAGAGAUCCUCCUAGCUUUUAUAAAAUUACAUUUUUAUAAAUUAUGUUCACUUCAAAUCAUUUAUCGUCUG
This is a messenger RNA of Polyodon spathula (Mississippi paddlefish), 2347 nucleotides long. Its product is annotated as PR domain zinc finger protein 8-like. NCBI's taxonomy places the organism in Eukaryota, Metazoa, Chordata, Actinopteri, Acipenseriformes, Polyodontidae. Gene Ontology annotation, cellular component: nucleus. The record is from RefSeq and is a predicted model, not a curated record. The coding region runs from base 415 to 1977 and encodes 520 amino acids. The transcript has 5 exons. Gene Ontology annotation, molecular function: protein binding. Gene Ontology annotation, biological process: regulation of DNA-templated transcription.